Molecule: messenger RNA, 2959 nt
Organism: Polychytrium aggregatum
Lineage: Eukaryota; Fungi; Chytridiomycota; Chytridiomycetes; Polychytriales
Product: glycosyltransferase family 2 protein
Exons: 10
Coding region: 179-2830 (883 amino acids)
Cellular component (GO): cell septum; cell periphery
Molecular function (GO): chitin synthase activity
Source: RefSeq, a predicted model, not a curated record
GGUUUCCAUCCUUUCGUCGCUCCGUGACCAUCCGCAUACCCGCGCCAGCCCCGACCCAGCAGUCGCCUCCCACCAUCCAGCACCGGUCCGUGGACUGCAACGCCCUCUCUCUCCCUUCCGCUGAUCGAUCCAUCUCCGUCGGCAUCCAGGCCCGCCCCGUUCCAACCCCACCACAGCCAUGUCCAGCGAGCCCAAGACGCUGCAGCGGACCUUGACCAGGGCCACCCCCCGCAAGCAGCAGACCUGCAAGCUCCCGUCCUCCGGCAACUUUGUCAUCCGCACCCCUGUCGCUCAGGAGAUCCUGGAUGGCGCCGAAUACCCCAGCGGCGAGGAGUUUGUCACCACCCAAUACACUGCAUGCACCUGCGACCCAGACGAAUACACCGCAAAGGGAUACAACCUCCGCAUCAAGAAGCUCGCCCGAGACAUUGAGAUCUUUGUCGUCGUCACCAUGUACAACGAGGACGAGUUCCUCUUCAAUCGGACCAUGUUUGCCCUGGCCCAGAAUAUCAAGUAUCUUUGCCAGAAAGAGAAAUAUGGCUGGUCGAGAGACUCGUGGAAGAAAGUUGCCGUCUGUAUCGUCGCUGAUGGCCGCACAAAGGUCAAUGACGGUGUCCUGAAGGUUCUCGAGACCAUGGGCGUUUACCAGGACAGCUUGGCCCAGUCCAAAGUUGACGACAAGGAAGUCCAGGCUCAUAUCUACGAGUACACGGCCCAACGGGUCCUCGACGAAAAGCUGCGCUUUUGGGGCGCCGCCGAGGGCAUUCCUCCGAUCCAGACCAUCUUCUGUAUGAAGGAGAAGAACGCCAAGAAGAUCAACUCGCAUCGAUGGUUCUUCAAUGCCUUUGCCUCCACGCUCAACCCAGAAGUUUGCGUCCUCCUCGAUGUCGGCACAAAGCCUGAUGCCGGGUCGCUCUACAACCUCUGGAAGGCCUUCUUCCGCAACGACCAGAUUGCCGGUGCCUGUGGUGAAAUCCGUGCCGAUCUCGGCUCUGGUAUCGACUACUUCAAGAACCUGUGCAACCCCCUCGUUGCCAGUCAAAACUUUGAGUACAAAAUCUCCAACAUUCUGGAUAAAUCACUUGAGAGUGUCUUUGGAUACAUUUCGGUCUUGCCCGGCGCCUUUUCUGCCUACCGCUUCUCGGCCCUUCAAAACACCGGCCCGGGCGUCGGUCCGCUUGCCAAGUAUUUCGAGGGCGAGGCUCGCGUUGGACAGGCUCGAGACAACUCGCUCUUCUCGGCAAACCUCUAUCUCGCUGAGGAUCGUAUCCUGUGUUUCGAGCUGGUCUCCAAGAAGGACUCGCGGUGGACUCUCCACUAUGUCCGCAAAGCCCAUGCCGACACCGAUGUCCCAGACUCUGUCCCAGAGUUUCUGUCGCAGCGCCGUCGCUGGCUGAACGGCAGUAUGUUUGCUGGCUUCUAUGCCAUGGCUCACAUCUCGAGGAUGUGGCAGACAAAGCACAGCUUUGCCCGUAAAAUCGCCUUCACCAUCCAGUUCUUUUACAACGUCAUCAACCAGAUCUUUUCGUGGUUUAUCCUCGGCAACUUCGCGACCACGUUCUUCUUCUUGUUCCAGCAGCUCCAGCAGCUGCUCGAUAUGUCGACCGACACCACGCUGCCCAGCAUCCAAAAGAAGAUCAUCUCAGUCAUCAUCAAUGUUGCCGCCCUCUCGUACCCGGUGGUCCUGGUCUCGCUCUUUAUCGUCUCGUUUGGCAACCGGCCCCAAGCCUUCCAUCGGGUCUACAAAUACGUCAUGAUGGGCUUUGGUGUCAUUGGCGCAGCCAUGAUUGUCUUGCUGGUCGUCAAGGUGACGGGCCUGAACGUCUUUUCGUACAACCAAACCCGCAGCGACUACGACCAGUUCUUCCAGCACUUUGGCCAAGUCACCCAGUCCUGGAACUCGACCUCGGAUACGGGCGAGCUCCUCCUCGGCGCGGUCCUUGAGCGCAUCCGUGAAGUCUACAGCGACCGGGUCUACGACAACCUGCAAAAGUCCCAGUUCCAGAGCUACACCUACAUUGCCACGCUGGCCUCGACCUUUGGCGUCUUCUUGGUGGGCAGCAUCAUUCAAGGCGAUGUCGCCCACAUGUUUACAUGCUUGAUUCAGUAUCUUUUGCUCCUGCCCUCGUUCAUCAAUGUCCUGACGGUCUAUGCCCUCUCCAACCUCCACGACGUGUCGUGGGGAACCAAGGGUGAUUCCAAGGCAGAAGCCCUUCCUCAGGCUUCGACCAAGACAGUCGACGGCAAGAUCGUGGCUGAUGUGUCCAUCGGCAGCAAUGCCGAGGAUGUCUCUGCCCGCUACGCCGACAUCAUCCGCGAGCUCGUCGAUAAGCAGAAUGCCCCAAAGGAGGCUAAGCAAAAGGUCGUUCUGAGCCAAGAGGACGAGUACAAGGGCUUCCGCACAUGGCUGAUGCUGAUCUAUAUCGCCAGCAACGGACUGCUCUUUGCCAUCUCCAUCAACACCUCCUCGGAUCUGUUCUUCCUGAUCCUGCUCUCUACAAUCGCCGGCAUCAGCUCGAUGAAGCUGCUGGGCGCCAUUGUGUUUGCCAUCCUGCGGGUCUUUACGGAGCUCUCGCCCUUUGGUCGGUCCCAGCGCCAAAGAAAGGCUGCCGACCACGACCACGACCACGAUGUGGAGUACCAGUCCGUCAACAGCGACAAGAGCAGCAAGCAGGGCGGGCGAGGCCUGUUCGGCGCCAAGCCAGACGGACGGCCCUCAUACACCGUCUCAUUCGGCAACACACCCUCGGCCGAGCCCGGAUACGAGAUGAUCGGCCGGGGUCGGGACACCGAUACCGAGAGCCAUCGCAGUUCCGUUGCGCUGGUGUAAGCCGCCGCUGCCGCCGGUGGCAAUCUCGGAAUUGUGAGGCUGUGUGUGGGGCGAGAUCUGGCUGGUCGUCAAUCUCCUUUCGCGUUUCUUGCUGUUGUCGUUUUUCCCCCUUUCUUCCCUGACUUGGUU